AUGCCUUCUCUGUCACCCGUCCUGCGAUUCGGCGCGACGCUCGCCGCCCUUCUCCUUUCAGGUGUCCUGAUCCGAAAGGUUGUGUCUGAGCAUGCACAACCUGCGCCGUCGGAUGACGGCAGAAAGCCUGGUCAGAAGCUCGGUGAAAAUACGGGAGAUGCCUUUUCCCACGGCGGAUUCGACGGCUCUUCCGUGUCAGAGCGGAGUGAAGCCAGACGUAAAGCAGGCGAGGCUGCAGAGGUACGGGCUGAGCGGGAGAUGUCCCGGAGGACUACACCGCGCUGGUUCGGUCUGACAUUUGCUAGGCAAGAGCCAGAAGCUCGGAAGGGCGGGCUUCAGGUGCCCUGGGCAGACUGCUACGACGGCAGAGACGGCACACGAUGA
Messenger RNA from Diaporthe citri, 384 nucleotides. RefSeq lists its product as uncharacterized. Lineage: Eukaryota; Fungi; Ascomycota; Sordariomycetes; Diaporthales; Diaporthaceae. The transcript has a single exon. The record is from RefSeq and is a predicted model, not a curated record. Bases 1 to 384 code for a protein of 127 amino acids.